CUAGGGUUAGGGUUCCCCUAUCCUUCGUGUGUGUGAGCCUCUCGCUUUAGCUUUCCUCCUUGUUUUAGGGCCUCCUUCUCCUCUUCCUAUUUUGUUUAUUUCAAUUUGGAAUGGCUUCAGUUACGAUCCUGGCUUGGAACUAUCACGGCCUAGGAUUUUCAAGCUUUCAACCUAGCCAUGCUUGCAAAACAAAGUUGGAGGCUCAUGCAAGAUCCUACUACUUUAUGCUAUCAGAACAUCAAUAGCAUUCCACUGAGCAAGAACUGUGGCCAUGAUUGUUUGAUUUGGAGGCAUACUACUAAUGGACAAUUUGUAGUAAGAUCAGCAUAUAGAUUUUCGUGGGAUGCAAUAUAUGGAUCGAGUCUUGGUGAGUACAAUGAGCUUAUGAAGCCUGUAUGGACUGUUGCAUGGCAUAUGGACACAGUGCCAAAGGCAGAGGAAUCCCCUUACCAUGUUUUUUUCACCUAUCAUUGGAGCAAGCAAGUUUGGGUAGGUUCUUGUCCUUUCUUUGCUGUCAACAACAUCAAGCCUCAAGAGUAUCUUGAUGACUUCCUAAACUCCUUGCUUAAGCUCAACAGAAAGCAAAAGGAAUGGAUAUCCAAAUAUAUGAAGGAGUACACUACAACAGCUGACAUAGGUAACCAAAUUCAUCAAUCGGAGCAAAGAGCCUGCCAAAAUGUAUGGCAACCACCUCAAGGACAUAUGAUCAAGCUCAACACAGAUGCUGCUAUCCCACAAAACCAAAACACCACAAGCUUGGGAGUAGUCUUACAGAACAGUGAAAAAACAGUUUUAGGGGCUAGGCUACGAACCUGCACUUUUCAAGGGAUGGUUCUUCAAGAAGAGGUUAUGGCCAUAGAGUUUGCAUUGCAAUUGGGGAAGGAAUUUGGUUGCAAAAAAAUUGAAAUUGAAUCUGACAAUGUCUAGGCUAUUGCUAUUGCGAAUUCUUUUGAAAACUGUUAUCUGCCUUUCAGAGCUAUUGUUGCGGAUCUCUGAGCUAGAAAGUCUAGCUUUGAUUUUCUCAGUAUUAAGCAUGUUAAGAGAAGUUGUAAUAAGUUGGUACACAAACUAGCUCAUCUUUUGUCACCAUCGCCACCUUGGGAGGGUGUUUGGGUAGAUUCUCUAGCCAAAACUUUAUGUAAUGAGUUUGAUUGUUGAGUAAUAAUACUUCUAUUUAUCA
Molecule: messenger RNA, 1180 nt
Organism: Rubroshorea leprosula
Lineage: Eukaryota; Viridiplantae; Streptophyta; Magnoliopsida; Malvales; Dipterocarpaceae
Source: the annotation of a GenBank genome assembly